AUGGUGGACCAUCUGGUUAACACUGAAAUUAACAGCCAGCGCAUUGCUUCCGUGGAAAACUGCUUUGGGGCAUCUGGACAACCCUUAGCUGUGCCAGGAAGAGUCCUUCUGGGUGAAGGCAUUUUGACCAAAGAAUGCCGCAAGAAGCCCAAGCCUCGGGUAUUCUUUCUUUUCAAUGACAUCCUCGUGUAUGGGAGCAUAGUGAUAAACAAAAGGAAGUACAACUCCCAGCACAUCAUACCUCUCGAAGAUGUCACCUUAGAGACACUGCCGGAUACCUUACAAAUGAAGAACCGAUGGAUGAUUAAAACUUCGAAAAAGUCCUUUGUUGUUUCUGCAGCCUCCCUCACAGAAAGGAAAGAAUGGCUCAGUCACCUUGAAGAGUGCAUUAGGCAUCUGCUGACAAAGACAGGCAGGCAGCCCUCCACGGAGCAUGCUGCCCCCUGGAUACCCGACAAGGCCACUGAUAUCUGCAUGCGCUGCACGCAGACCAAGUUCUCCACGCUCACUCGCAGGCAUCACUGUCGGAAGUGUGGCUUCGUUGUGUGUGGGGACUGCUCCAGACAGAGGUUUCUGAUGCCACGCCUGUCCCCCAAGCCGCUGAGGGUCUGUAGCCUAUGCUACAGGCAGUUGAUAGCAGAAAAGAAGAAGGAAGCAGAAGUUGACCUGAGACAGCCAGAGCAGAUUGACUCUUCCAUGACUAGUUAUGAACCAUCUAGUGGUGAUGACAGUGAUAAAUCUGAUGAUGACAAAGUGGAACGGUGGCCGGGAGACGCAGAGUUUUAUGCCUCAGAAGUACCUUGGUCAUCUUUCCAUAGUUGA
Emys orbicularis (European pond turtle) is the source of this 822-nucleotide messenger RNA. RefSeq names its product pleckstrin homology and FYVE domain containing 1 (gene PLEKHF1). The coding region runs from base 1 to 822 and encodes 273 amino acids. NCBI's taxonomy places the organism in Eukaryota, Metazoa, Chordata, Testudines, Emydidae. Gene Ontology annotation, biological process: positive regulation of autophagy; endosome organization; endosome to lysosome transport. Gene Ontology annotation, molecular function: metal ion binding; phosphatidylinositol binding. The record is from RefSeq and is a predicted model, not a curated record. Gene Ontology annotation, cellular component: lysosome; early endosome. The transcript has a single exon.